UUAUACUAUAUGAUAUAUAUAUAUAUAUUAAUAAAAAUGUAUUUAAACAUAGUUAUGAAAUAGAAUAUGAACAUUAUAAUGUAUUCUAGUCCACUCUCUUCGGUUUCUUUGUUUCUUUUAGAUAUGAAUGAAAAAAUGCGUUUUACUGCUAUGAAGUUAUGAAGUUACUUAUUCUAGGAAUUUUGUCAUGCUGGUUGAAUUGUUUGGGGAUAUAUUAAAAGCGGUUACAUGGACGUUCAAAAUAUCUAAUAAGUUCUGCCAAGUUCUGCAAAAAAUACAGAGGAACUAAUAUCAGUAUUAUAUGAUGUGUUCUAAUUAUUUUGAGAAGAUUACAUUUCAAGCUCGGCAACUUGACGAUGGUAUUGAAAAAUUAACUGAGACAUGGAGACGGCCACAAGUUAUAAUCGGACGCUUUGCAGAAUGUACCGAAGAAACAAAUUCUCACAUUGAAGCAGUAUGGAAUAUUAUAAAAAAUACACAGGGGGGAAUACAGAAAAUUUUAUCAGAAAGGAAAGAAUUCGAAUCACUGAAUUCAGUAUCUAUGGAACAGUUUCUCAAAGAAACAAAACAGACAUAUGAAUUAUUAAAAGAACAGAGUGAUAGCUUGGAGACUGUCUUAGCAGAAUAUGGUUAUCAUUAUGAAAAUGACUCUUCAAAAAAAAUAAGUAUGAAUAAUAGCAGCAUGUCUAAUGAGUACAUAUCAAAUGACAUGAAACAUUUACAAAUUGAAGUUACUCCCAAUGUUGAUUCGCAUUACAAAGCAAAACGCGAGUAUCUAACAACACUGUCAUCAAAUGGCAGUUAUAUAUCACAAUCACUGGCAACACCUGUAGAUAAUAAUUUAACAUUAUUCUCAGCAAGUACUCCUAUGACUAAUAAGGAUUAUACGUGUACUUCAUUUAGAGAACGCCCAGAAGAACCAAUUUAUUCUACACACUUUUACAACAUACUCAAGAAAUGAAUUUAGGAGUGGUGUGUUUUUUACAUUACAUUCUGUACAAUCUAUAAAUAAUUCUAUAUAUUUUUUAUUAACAUUUUUAUAAAUUCAUUUGUUAAAUAUUUUUACUUAAUAUACUAAUAUACCAUAAUAUAACCAUAAUAUACUGAUAUACCAUAUUUUAAUAUAACCGUAAAUUAAGAUUCAUCAAAAAUGUGUAAUAACUUUAUAAACUUAAAAGAUGUAACAAAAUUUAAAAAUAGAAAGAGAAUUAGCUACAACUAGAACAAGAUAUGUAAUUAGAAUUCCAUUGCAAAUUAUAGGAUAAGAAUAUGUGCAUACAAGUCUGUUCUCACAUAUUCAAAGCGUGAUUAAACUGUACAUAAAUUAAUUUAGAAAAUUCUAACUCUAGUGUUUCUGGUAAUAUUUUCUAGAUGUACUGAUAAUAUAUUUAUUUAUUACAAACGGUUUAGUAUAUAACAGUAUAUGUUGUAUCACAUUGCGAGUUCUACAGUAUAUGAUCAUAUAUUAUGCAAAUUAGUAGUAAAAUUUUGAUAUGAACAAUAUAAUGUACAACAUAUUAUAUACUAAAUUCUUGUACGUACGUAACAAUUGAUACAAAAAAAGCAACUGUACCAUUUAUUCUAAUAGAAUUUUUGUUAAAAAAAGUUACAUAUUCGUUUUUCUAACUUUACUUUAAAUAUCACACUAUUAUAAAACCACUUCACAGACUUCAAUGAAAUGCUCAAAUACAAAACAGAUUAAAAAUUUGUACGGAAUGUUCUUUAAACCUCGGUUUCAUAGUUAAUGCAGAACAUAACCUACAUUUGUACUAUUUCUAGAAAAUUAGUAAAAUUGCCAUACCACCGUUCCUUUGAAGAAAACACAAAUUUAUUUUAGAACAUUCCAAGGAACAUUUUUAUGUCAAGUAUAUUUGUGUAUAAAAAAAGAAUGUAAGGAAAUUUAUACUAAUAUAUUCACUUACGUGUUUGCAUUUACGAGACUACAUAUACCGUUGGUUAAUGUAUUAAUAUAGUAUAUUUUGCAUAUCUAUUAUCUAAAAAUGUAUAGUUACAAUUCGUCUCAUAACAGUAAUUAUCUAUACACGUUAAAAAGAGGCUUUAAUCUCUUUUAUGCAAUGUCUAUAGCAUUUUUAUUGUCUGAAAUUUAUGUUAUCUAUCAAAUAAACUAAAUAAACCUUGCUUUUAUGAUUUUGUUCUCCCAUAGAUGUUAUGCUAUGGAAAUUAAAAGCUUAAUAUUCACGAUAUGUACG
Molecule: messenger RNA, 2210 nt
Organism: Hylaeus volcanicus
Lineage: Eukaryota; Metazoa; Arthropoda; Insecta; Hymenoptera; Colletidae
Exons: 3
Coding region: 302-961 (219 amino acids)
Source: RefSeq, a predicted model, not a curated record